Ostrinia furnacalis (Asian corn borer) is the source of this 3491-nucleotide messenger RNA. Its product is annotated as putative serine protease K12H4.7. Bases 279 to 1763 code for a protein of 494 amino acids. The transcript is spliced from 9 exons. Gene Ontology annotation, biological process: proteolysis. The record is from RefSeq and is a predicted model, not a curated record. NCBI's taxonomy places the organism in Eukaryota, Metazoa, Arthropoda, Insecta, Lepidoptera, Crambidae. Gene Ontology annotation, molecular function: dipeptidyl-peptidase activity; serine-type exopeptidase activity.
UGUGUUGGUAUUGCAUCUCUGUUGUUAUCGUGUGCAAAUGAGAAACAGCGAGAUAUUUAAUUUUUUAAAUCUAUUCUUUAAUCAUUUGAUGAAUGAGGGAUCGCCUUUCCCUCCUCCUGUGUGAUAGAUUUGUUUGUAUUGAUUUCCAUUUCUUGGACAUAUCGCUGCGCAGCGCACCACCCACGGCACUUUGUGACGAGUGCGCUAGAGAGUAGUUGCUGCUGUGCCGGUCAUAAAGUAUUCAUUUAAUUCAGUGUAUGCAUUAAUAUCUAAGCAAGAUGCGUUUAUUAGUUUGCUUUUUGUUACUAUUUCAAGUGCCAAUAUUGGUACUAAGUCUUAAAGACUUUCGCCUUGGUCGAGGAAAAGGAGGCAGUUUAGGAUCACCAGGUGGAGAUAUCAAUGAACCAUUACCAGCAGCCAAGUGGUUUAAGCAGAGGCUGGAUCACUCCAGCGCUGUGAAUCUAAUCACCUGGAAACAGCGCUACUUCGUCAACGAUCAAUUCUACGACCGCGAGCGGCCAGGGCCUGCCUUUCUCAUGAUUGGGGGAGAAGGCCCCGCCGAUCCUAGGUGGAUGGUGGCAGGCGCAUGGUUCGCAUAUGCCGAGAGAUUCAAAGCUAUAAUGUUCAAUUUGGAGCACAGGUUCUACGGUGAAAGUCAUCCUACAAAGGACAUGUCAACAAAAAAUUUGGUGUACUUAUCGUCGAGCCAAGCAUUAGGGGAUCUAGCAGCUUUUAUUAAGGCUAUGAACGUUGAGUACAAGCUGCCUAAAGAUCAGAAAUGGGUGGUGUUCGGCGGGUCGUACCCUGGAGCCCUGGCGGCCUGGAUGCGCCUCAAGUACCCGCACCUCGUGCACGGCGCGGUGUCGAGCAGCGGCCCCCUCCUGGCCAAAGUUGAUUUCAGAGAAUAUUUUAAAAUAGUCGUCGGGGCCUUGCGAGAAAAAACUGGUGAUGACCAAUGUUCCAAUGAGGUCAAGUUAGCCCACAACCAAAUAACAACUUUGAUGAAGACUCAGCCUGAAGUUAUCGAGGCGGAAUUCCGGGUCUGCAAACCAUUUUCUGGUGCGUCGGUCAAUGACAUCAAAAAUUUUUACAACUCAAUUGCGGAUGAUUUUGCUGAUUUGGUCCAAUAUAAUGAAGACAAUAGGAUUGGUGCUGACAAGAAAUAUAGAAAUGUGACUAUCAAUUCGGUGUGCAAGAUGCUCACAAAGCAAAACUCGUUGCCUGCUUAUAAGAAACUGGCUCAAUUCAACAGUAUCAUGUUGGAUAAAUCCAACCAAACUUGCUUGGAUUACAGUUAUAAUAACAUGAUAAAAGAACUGAGGAAUGUUACGUGGGGAAGUGACGAGGCUCGUCAAUGGAUGUACCAAACCUGUACUGAAUUCGGAUUUUACCAAACGUCUUCAGACGAAGUGGAAGUAUUUGGAAAUAAUUUCACGGUUGACUUUUUCAUCCAACAAUGCCAGGAUGUGUUUGGAAAGAAGUUCGACGGAAAGUUCUUGAAAGCUGCUGUUGAUUGGACCAACAAUGAGUACGGCGGCUUGGACCUGUCGAUCGCUCGCAUUGCCUACGUCCACGGCUCGGUGGACCCCUGGCACGCGCUGGGAAUGACCAAAUACACGGACAGUGCUGCCCCGGUCGUCUACAUUCGUGGUGCGGCCCACUGCGCCAACAUGUACCCGCCCGCCGAUAGCGACUCUGAGGAGCUGAAGCAGGCCCGUGAGGCUAUUCUGUCGUACCUGGGCAACUGGGUCUCGUACCCCUGACUCACAUGGAAGGAGUGCAUGAUGCGUGUACUCUCCACGAAGUCGCCCCGGGACUACUCCAACGCGGAGUGUGCCAACUUCUACCUGGCCCGCAAGAUUACGCUCAUCACCGUCUACUGGAUGGGCAGCCUCGCCGCGGUCUCGUCCAUGCACCACCUGUACGAUGUGUUCGCCGCCCAACAAGUCAUCCGUAUGAUAAACCAAGAAUAGCCCCAGCCGCCGGCUUUACGGGCUGGGCCGGAUGAUCCGGCACUAUAUCUUCGUUUAAUGCGAUUAUUAAUGGUUUACUAAACGGUCGAUUACAAUUUAGGCUCAAUCGAGUCAAUUUAUGUAUUAGCAGUAAGAUUUGCGCAGUUCGUCAAUUACACGACUGCUUGGUUUAUUAGAUGUAUUGUGUAGCACUAAGCAUUAUGUGUGUGACCUAUUUAUUGUUUACAGAUUCAGACUGUUUAUUAUGAGUUACCACAUUUUUUUAUUUUCUAUCGCAUGAUUGGGCGUUGGGAAAAACUAUGGCGGCGAGAAAAGGUAAGGGUGGGCUUCGUGGGAUGUAGUCGAUAAAAUGUUGAGGAGAGUAAGGUAAUUAGACUGAAGAGUGGUGCAAAAUUUAUGAGGGUGGAGAAUUUUCUCAUUUUGGUGCUGUUCUUUUAGAAACAUUUCUCUUUUUUACUAGAUUUUACAAAAAACUUAGUUAUGAUUUAUAAUAUUUCCUAUCUACUACUACUUGUAAGUUUUCUAGCAUAUGAUGUUCAAUAUAUCGAUCAAUUUCGAUGUCUUAUAUGCGUAUACUUGGCCAAACUGGCAAUCGACUUGAUGAAAUCAAGAUUUGAAGUAGUUUUAAGCAGGCAAUUGAUAUUACAAAACAACGUUUUACUGUAAUGUUUUUGAAACGUUUGUCUUUGUAAUAAGUUGCAUUUGACAUGGUUGGCAAAUCAACCUCGUAGUUAUAUUACUCCCUGGCUUUUACAGCCAUUAUUAUUAGGAUUAGGACAGCCACGAUAACCGAACGGUGAACGCGGGUUCGAAUAUCGCCGCCGAUCGAUUAUUGUGGCGAGCCCACUCGUAACACGAGGGGCUAACUGGGAUAUUAGUUAUUUGUAGAAUACAAAUGACUAAUAUUCUUAAAAAAUAUAUUAUAAAAAAGGUAAAAAAAUUAAAAAAAAGGAAAAAAAAUAUUUUUAAGUGAUUGGAAGCAACUUGAUGUGAAAUCCAAGUUUAUUAUGCUUCAGUAGUGUUCAAUGUUCAGUGUCUAUUAUAGAAGAAACCGAUUUUGGUGAUCUCUUAUGGUCGAGGGCGCCUGGCCCUGCGACUCUCGGGCCGCGGUCCGCCGGGCUUGGAAAGUCCAUCAUCACUGCGAUGGCAUGCCCUCGCAGGAGACAUCUGCCUCGGACACACAGGUGCCUCACCAGCCCGUACGCCCUGUCUGAGGCUUAACGACCGUACAAGAUAAUCGCAUGAUUUACUCAAUCAAUAGUCAAUAGUUGUAAGUCUACGAGAACCCACUUCAUUAAAGACUUUGUUUUAAAUAGUUUUGGAAUUGAUAUCUUCAUGCUUAGUAUACAAUAUUAUGUUAUAAGCUCAUUGUUACUUUUACAAUAUUAUGGAUUAAGUAAGCAACUUCCUAUGUAAGCUACUUUCGUGUAACGUUAUGCUUAAGUGCGCCGUCCGAGAAUGGAAUCUCAAAUAAGUUCCGUGUAUUUUAUUUGCGAAAUAAAUCUAUUCAUGGGUCGA